AUGCGUUCUUCCAUUGCCUUGUCGGCCGUUGUGUCCCUUGUGGGCUUUUCCAGUGGUGUUUUGGCCGCUUCCCCAGCUUGUUUGCUCGCCUGUGUGGCCCAGGUCAGUAAGAAGUCGUCUUGCGACGGCCUAAACAGCGUCAGCUGUCUGUGUGAAAAUGACAGCAGCAGCGUCCAGACCUGUCUAAAAUCGGCUUGCCCCGAGGGCGAUGCCGACUCUGCUUACUCGGCCUUUAAGAGCUCUUGUUCGGAACAAAACGCUACCGUCAGUUCUGCUUCUAGCUCCACUGCUUCCAGCUCUGCUUCUAGCUCCACUGCUUCCAGCUCUGCUUCUAGCUCCACUGCUUCUAGCUCUACUGCUUCUAGCUCUGCUGUCUCUAGCUCUGCUUCUAGCUCUGCUUCUAGUUCUGCUGCUUCCAGCUCUGCUGCUCCAUCUUCUUCCAGCUCUUCUGCUCCAUCUACUUCCACUUCUGUCUCCAACUCCGCUGCUAUCUUCUUCCACUUCUUCAAGCUCUGCUGCUCCAUCCUCCACCCUAUCAACUCAAAUCUCUUCUUCCUCCAACUCCUCCUCCUCUUUCUCUAUUCAAACUCAAAGCGCUGGAGCCAACAUCCUAGAAGUUGGAUCCGGUCUAGCUGGUGGUUUGAUGAUUGCCGGUAUGCUAUUGUAAGCAAGCCGAAAAACACGAUUACGAUACCCGAAAACUUUUACUUCAAACAGCUUCGCACACGAUUUAUGGCCUGA
Lachancea meyersii CBS 8951 is the source of this 741-nucleotide messenger RNA. NCBI's taxonomy places the organism in Eukaryota, Fungi, Ascomycota, Saccharomycetes, Saccharomycetales, Saccharomycetaceae. The record is from the annotation of a GenBank genome assembly.